Messenger RNA from Arabis nemorensis, 1962 nucleotides. Lineage: Eukaryota; Viridiplantae; Streptophyta; Magnoliopsida; Brassicales; Brassicaceae. The record is from the annotation of a GenBank genome assembly.
AUGUCUGCUUAUACCUCAAACUCUCUCUUCCUUCUUCUCACAUUGAUUGCAAGCUUUAGAGCUUCUGCACAAUUACAAGAUCCUAUUUACGUUGGCCAUGUUUGUACUAACAGGAUAUCAAGAAACACCACUUACUUCUCCAAUCUCCAUACCCUUUUGACCUCUCUGUCUACCAACCCUGCUUUCUUCGUUAUGGGUUAUCGUAACCUCGCAAAGGGUCAAAAUCCCGACAGGGUAUUCGGUCUUUAUCUCUGCAAAGGAAAUCUCUCCACAGAAGUUUGUCGUCACUGCGUCGUGUAUGCCAGGGAAGACGCUCUCAGUCGAUGUCCAGGAGGCAAAGAGUUCUUAAUUCAGUAUGAUGAGUGCAUGCUUGGAUACGCAGACCGGGAUAUUUUCAUGGAUACUGGAACCACACCUCAAAUAAUCACUUGGAACACUCAGAAUGUUCCAACGGAUCAAUCAGACCAGUUUGAUGAUGCAGUGCGUUCUCUAAUUAAAAAAUGUGCAGAGGAAGCGGCUAAUAGCACAAGAAUGUUCGCGGUUAAGAAGUCGGUUUUCACAUCGUCUCGGACUCUUUAUGCAUAUGUUCAGUGUAUUCCUGACCUUUCAAGUCAAGAUUGUUCAAGCUGUGUGCAACAAUCCAUCAGUAGAUUGAAUUUUAGCAGCGUUGGAGGAAGAUUUAUUUUCCCGAGUUGUAACUCGAGGUACGAGGUUUAUCCUUUCUACAAUGAAACCGUAGUGACAAAUGUUCUUCCUCCGCCGGUUUCACCUGCUCUAUUGCCUCCUGGAAAAGGAGGAAAUUCCACAGUGAUAAUCAUAGCAAUUGUUGUGCCGGUCUUGGUUUCUUUCCUUCUUUUUGUUGCUGUUUGUAGCUUCUGUGUAGCAAAGAGAGUGAAGAGGACUUAUGAUAAAACAACUGCAAAUGAUGAUAGGGAUGAGAUGACAACUGCAGGCUCACUACAAUUUGAUUUUAAAGUUGUUGAAGCUGCGACAGAUAAGUUUUCUCUAUGUAACAAACUCGGUCAAGGUGGAUUCGGACAAGUUUACAAGGGUACUCUUCCUAAUGGAUUACAAGUUGCGGUAAAGAGACUAUCGAAAACAUCAGGACAAGGUGAAAAAGAGUUCAAGAACGAAGUUCUUGUCGUUGCAAAGCUUCAACAUAGAAAUCUUGUAAGGCUUCUAGGAUUUUGUUUGGAAAAAGAAGAGAAAAUUCUUGUUUAUGAGUUUGUGCCUAACAAAAGCCUUGAUUACUUCCUGUUCGACUCUAGAAAGCAGAGUCAACUGGACUGGACAAGACGAUACAAAAUCAUUGGAGGAAUCGCUAGAGGGAUUCUAUAUCUUCAUCAAGAUUCACGACUUACAAUCAUACAUCGUGACCUCAAAGCAGGUAACAUCCUCUUGGACGCUGAUAUGAACCCCAAAGUCGCAGAUUUUGGAAUGGCCAGAAUUUUUGAAAUUGAUCAAACAGAAGCCAAUACAAGAAGAGUAGUUGGAACCUAUGGUUACAUGUCUCCAGAGUAUGCAAUGUAUGGUCAAUUCUCAAUGAAAUCAGAUGUCUAUAGCUUUGGGGUCUUAGUUCUUGAGAUUAUAAGCGGCAAGAAGAACAGUAGCCUCUACCAUAUGGAUGGUAGUGUCGGCAACUUGGUUACAUAUACUUGGAGGCUAUGGAGCAAUGGGUCUCCACUAGAGCUUGUAGAUCCAUCCUUUCGAGAUAACUAUCAAAGAAAUGAAAUCAGUAGAUGCAUCCAUAUCGCUUUAUUAUGUGUUCAAGAAGAUGCUGAAGGCCGUCCAACCAUGUCAGGGAUCGUCCAGAUGCUCACUACUAGCUCAAUAGCUCUUGCAGUACCUCGACCACCUGGAUUUUUCUUCCGGAGUAGGCAUGAUCAAGCAGGUCCAUCGAUGGAUAAGUCUGCUCUAUGUUCUAUCGAUGCUGCAUCGAUUACUUGUGUAUCUCCUCGUUGA